GAUACUUCCAAACAAAACAACCGUAGCCUAGUAACCGAAAACGCGACGUUUGCUUCUACGAACAGGAUGUCGCGAUGUUUCUUUAGUUUUUAUGAUUUGGGAGUGAUUUACAGAUAUGCAUAAAUUGUGAACUUCGAUAAGUGAAUUGAAUUAUAUUCAUAUUCCAAAACGUCCAUUGUUUAAAAAUUUGGUAUUUGUCACAUUUUCAGUGUUUUAAGAACAAGUUAUUUUUCAAUAGGACAUGUCAUUAGUUACAAUUACUCAUCAUAAUGAAAAUAUACAUAACAUCCUUGACCCUCCAAAAUCAUCUAUUCAGGCUGUUCAGGCAAUCACAACCAGGUGUAUGUACAUAUCGAAAUAUCGGCCAAAAAUUGUAAAAGAGGAGAAAAAAAAUAAAGAAUGCCAUAAAACAUUAGGCUAUGCCCAAGUGCCCUUACCAAAGCCAUGUGAAUUUCUAAGAAAGAAUACUCGCAUUGUACCUCCACGGCCAGUAACAGCGGGACCAAAAUGUUGUCUUACUUGUCGAAGACCUUGCUUGCCUUCAUGCCCUGUAGUGAAGAAAGAACCAUCUUCAGAUAAAACAAAAGCUUGGGAAGAAGGCUGGAAAAAGGGCCAAGGAAAGAGAUAUCCUUGCCCAAGUACAAAUGAGAAAGAGACGGAAGAAGCAAAGAAACAGGCUUCAGCAGCAAAAGUAUGUGCAAAAAAUUUUGCAUUAGAAAAUAUUCGUAAAGUUGUGCAUUCUGUACCCAGGCAACCUGUUCCAAAAUAUGUUGACUCACACAGAGGACAUUCACAAUCUUUAUUACGUUCUGGGCUUCUGCCUAUAUAUAUUCACAAGAAGACCUAUGGUAAGGUUCCAGGGUAUAUUGUAUGCAGAAAAAGUUCAGUUGGAUCAAUGGGAGCUCCACCUGUAUGUCAGGCACCUGUGCCUGCAACUCCAGGGGUGUACGUGAUUCCUGAAGAGGAACGACAAGCUUUAUUGGAGGGAUUAAGAAAAAAUUGGAAUGAACUUCAAACAGCUUAUCAACAUAUGCCUAUUUUAAUUGACACAAUGCACAAACGGGCACGUAAAGAACGCAUGGAGAAGGAACUACGGCGCCUUGAGCUUAAUAUAAGCACUCUUGAACGUCACAAUCAAAUUUAUGUGGUAGACGAUGCACUGUGUGCAUAGUUACUACUGUUUUACUAAUAUUUAUAUCAAAAAUAUGCGAAUGCAAUCAAAUGUAGUUUAUUAAAAGUGAAUAUGGCCAGGUCAUUAACAGAGAACACAGCUUGAAAUCAGUUUUAUUUGUAUUUAACUGUACAUAACUUCACAUACAAUAAAAUGUAUGAUU
Molecule: messenger RNA, 1334 nt
Organism: Gryllus bimaculatus (two-spotted cricket)
Lineage: Eukaryota; Metazoa; Arthropoda; Insecta; Orthoptera; Gryllidae
Source: the annotation of a GenBank genome assembly